GGUGCCCAGCCGGGGUGUGCCCGGCCCCCCCGCGCCGGCCCGCAGCUGUCGCUCCCCGGGCCCGGCCGCACGUGGCUGGCAGCAGCUGCCGCGGGCUGGGCCGCUGGAGCCGCACGAAGCGCUUCGUCCAUUUCCGCCCGGAGCCCGAGACGAGCCGCCCCGGCGGGCUGCAGCCGAGCUCGCCCCGCAGCGCCCCGGAGCAGCCAUGAGCCGCAGGGUGGUGCGCCAGAGUAAGUUCCGGCACGUCUUUGGGCAGCCGGUGAAGGCCGACCAGAUGUACGAGGACAUCCGGGUGUCCAAGGUGACGUGGGACAGCUCCUUCUGCGCUGUCAACCCCAAGUUCGUGGCCAUCAUUGUGGAGUCCGGCGGCGGAGGGGCCUUCAUGGUGCUGCCCUUGGCCAAGACGGGGCGCGUGGAUAAGAACCAUCCCCUGGUGACUGGGCACACGGCACCCGUGCUGGACAUCGACUGGUGCCCUCACAACGACAACGUCAUCGCCAGCGCCUCCGAGGACACCACGGUCAUGGUCUGGCAGAUCCCCGACUAUGUGCCCAUGCGGAACAUCACGGAGCCCAUCGUCACACUGGAGGGGCACUCCAAGAGAGUGGGCAUCAUCACGUGGCACCCCACGGCUCGCAACAUGCUGCUCAGCGCAGGCGGAGACAACCUGCUGAUCCUGUGGAAUGUGGGCACGGGCGAGAUGCUGCUGACGCUGGACGACAUGCACGGCGACCUCAUCUACAACGUGUGCUGGAACCGCACCGGCAGCCUGCUCGUCACCACCUGCAAGGACAAGCACAUGCGCAUCAUCGACCCCCGCAAGCAGCAGGUGGUGGCGGAGAAAGUCAAGCCGCAUGAAGGCGCCCGCCCCAUCAGAGCCAUCUUCAUGGCUGAUGGCAAGAUCUUCACCACAGGCUUCAGCAAGAUGAGUGAGCGGCAGCUGGCGCUCUGGGACCUGAAGAACUUUGAGGAGCCGAUUGCGCUGCAGGAGAUGGACACCAGCAAUGGGGUGCUGUUCCCCUUCUAUGACCCCGACUCCAGCAUCGUCUACCUGUGCGGCAAGGGUGACAGCAGCAUCCGCUACUUCGAGAUCACGGCCGAGGCGCCCUACGUGCACUAUCUGAGCACCUACAGCAGCAAGGAGCCGCAGCGCGGCAUGGGCUUCAUGCCCAAGCGGGGCCUGGACGUCAGCAAGUGCGAGAUUGCCAGGUUCUUCAAGCUGCACGAGCGGAAGUGCGAGCCCAUCGUCAUGACGGUGCCGCGGAAGUCCGACCUGUUCCAGGACGACCUGUACCCCGACACGCCCGGCCCCGAGCCGGCUCUGGAGGCGGCCGAGUGGCUGGCGGGGAAGGACGCGGCGCCCAUCCUCGUCUCGCUGCGGGAUGGCUACACGCCUGUCAAGAACCGCGAGCUCAAGGUCACCAGGAAGAACAUCCUGGACAACAAGCCUCCCGUGGGGCCGCGUCGCAGCCACUCCACCUGCGACGCCAAUUUCUCGCGGCCCAGUCUGGAGGAUCUGCUGGAGGAGAUCCGAUCCCUGCGACACACUGUACAAGCGCAGGAGAAGCGCAUCUCUGACCUGGAGAACAAACUCUGCAAAUUCACCAACGGCACAGCCUAGCGGCCCCCGUGCCAUGGCCACCGCGCUGGGCUGGGCGGGCAGGGCGCCGGCCCCCAGCGGACCCAGCCUUAUUUAAAGGAUUAAAACCAACCCCCCAGAGGAGGAGCUGGGAGACGUGUUCUUUACGCUGGCCCUGGAGCUGCGGGCAGGCCCCCCUGCAGCAGGCCUCAGCCCUUGGCCCCAGGGGCAGUCUGCAGAGGAGCCCAGCUGGUGGUAGUGGUGGAUUGAGCAGCGCUAGGGGCUGCUCCCUGGGGCCUCUGCUGGUCAGAGACGCUGACCCCCCUCUCCCUCCCUGGCUGUCACUGAUUCCGUGUGUGGGGAAGCCUCCUGCCGGGCUGGGGCCAUGGGGGCAGAGGGGACGGACCCCAUGCUCCAGGGGAGGGGGAGGUAUGUGUUUGGAAGGGCUGCUGCUAUCUCUGCCCCUUCCCCAGUCAGGUCAAGGGGGUGGCAGAAGGUGGUUAUGUGGGUUAGAGAGGGGGGUCUGUGGCUAGCUCAGCAGAGCCCAGCCUUAUGGGCAAACCCUCAUCACUUGCACUGUGGGGGCUUGCUGGGCAUGGGGCCUGCAGGUGGGCCCUGCCUGCCCUUCCUCUGCCAGGCCCCCUGCCUGGCUGUCCUCCCGCAGGCCUGCUGUCUGCCACUCCCCGGCCGGGCCCCCAUCUCCUAGGGCCCCUGCCCUGCCCUCUUUUUCCUGAUCCUCCUCCCCCAGGCCCUGGGCCACCUGACAUUGACUGGCCUGGGGAGCUGGUCUGUAGCCUAGAGGGCUGUUUGCGGCGAGCCCCCAUCUUCCCACUCAGCUACGUUAGUGGGAAAGUUGUGGGCACCUUCCCAGCCAACAGCCUCAGCCCACUGCCCAGGCGCGUGUGCAGUGGGGAAUCACGCCAGGCGAUGGGCACCGCAUGGGACAGGAGCCCAGGCAGUUGGUGUGAGGGCCCCUUACCUUGGUCCACCCUUUCCCUGAGCCCUGGCAGCCGGCCCCUCCCAGUGCACACUGAAUGGUCGGGGUGCCAGGGCAAGGCUGGGCAUCGCUCAGGCCUGCUGCCAUGGGCUGCAGCACACAGUGGGCUCAGGGAAUCCCCCCCAGCCCUGGACCGGCAGAUACUGAACUGGGAGGCCUUAAAGUAGAGGGGGCAGGAGGGCUGCAGAAGGCCCCCCCAGCCCAGCCUGCCCCAUCCAUGCAGGGCAUCUGGGGAGCUGCACCCCUGACCAGCCCUGCCAGGGUUACAUGUGUGGCCAGCCUGGGUCCCUGUUGGUGAGAUGCCCAUAAGCAGCAGCCUGAUCCUGACUCCGCUCUCCCCACUGAUGGGGCAGGCCAGCUAACGAACCAGGAUUUUCUUGGCGCUGGGGGCUGGAUGUUGUGUGCAGGUUCUUGGCCCCCUGGUAUUGUACCUGUCCCUCGGCAAUAAACGGCUGCAUUCUCCUACCCUGGUGUGGGGAGUGUGAGCAUUGGGGGGCUGGGUGACCCCAGGGAUCCCAGCACAGCACCAGCCACCUCUCCAGCACUGAGCCCUGCUCUACGUGCCAGGAUGUGUGCCAGCUUGCUAGUGGGUGACUUCCGGGGCGGGGUCUAGCCCAGCACCCCCCGAGUCGCCUGCAGUGGGGAGAUGGCUGCCCAGAUGGGGAUGUGUGUGCAGCCAGCCCCCCCCGGAUAUCCCCCACCCCACCCCAUAGGGCAGCUGAAGCCUAGGGACAGGGGUUGUGCAAGGCCCCUGGAACUCAGCAGUGUCGUCUUCUAACCAUUAACCCACAUGACCUCUCGGCUAGUGAGCAGGAAGCACAGACCAUGCUCCUGGGGAUCUCCCAGGAGUAAGCCCCCUGCCCCCGAGUGCUCCCCCUCCAGCAGAGCAAGGCGGGCUGCUCCUGCCAUGCAUCAGCCAGAGGGGGCACGUCACUCCUCGGGCUGCAGCUUUCCCAGUGCCUGUUCUGGGAGAGCUGGGAUGGGCCCCAGCAAUGCCCACCCCAAGGAGGGCACUUUGCCAUGGCACAAAAGGGGCACUGCAGUGACUGCACCGGAUGGGGUGGGGGGAUUAGCCAAGGCUCUGGUCGCUGCUGGGAUGCCUGCAAUCAAGUCAAGCCCAUGUGCCCAGCUGUGUCCCACCCCCAGGGACUAAGCCAGGCUGGAGCUGGACCCUGGCUUGGGGCCCCCCUCCCCGUGGAGCCCGCAUCUGCUAAGAGAC
Molecule: messenger RNA, 3795 nt
Organism: Dermochelys coriacea (leatherback sea turtle)
Lineage: Eukaryota; Metazoa; Chordata; Testudines; Dermochelyidae
Gene: CORO6
Product: coronin 6
Exons: 11
Coding region: 206-1621 (471 amino acids)
Biological process (GO): actin filament organization; cell migration
Molecular function (GO): actin filament binding
Source: RefSeq, a predicted model, not a curated record